AUGUUGAGUGAUUUGAAAUAUGAGGAAUUUGACUUUGAAUUCGAGAAAAAGUAAAAUUGGCUAGAAUUGUGUCAUUAAGAAUUUGACGCCUUUACAUGUUCCAAAUUAUCUUUUGUUUCAACCGAAGACCUUUUAAUUUCAGAAUUUCAGUAUGCAGAUCACAAUUAUAAUUAAGAGCAGUUUAAUGAUAAUUGUGAUUAAAGUGCAAAUACGAUUGAGAAAGAUACAGAUAAAGAGAGAUAUGGACUGUAAUAUGCUUCGACUAAAUCCUUUGAAUUAUCAGAUUACCCAGUUUCGGAGGAUUCGUUCAGACAUAAUUCAGGGUCAAUAGAGGAGUCAACCCCUGGAAGACCCCAUAAUAAUUAGUCGGUUCUAAAUUAAUAAACUUUUAAUUCCCAGACAAGAUCAGAAUGCAAAUAAAAAUGCAGCAAAACUAUUAAGAAUCCGAAUAAUAAAUCACUGCAUAUAUUAGAAGUAUUAAACUCAAUCAUAUCCAACUUGGAGACACCAAACCAGAUGGAUUAGAGCAAUCAAAAUUAUAACCCUGCUUUAAACAAACUUAGAAAUCCAUUAAAAUUGAGUAAGAACUCAAAAGUGAUCUUUAAAAGCAGCUCUCAAAGCAAAUUCAAGAAAAUAGUCAAGGCCGUUCAUUGUGGCCACUCAAAUGACUAAUAUUAUGCGAAUGGUAUGUGCAGGAACUGCUACCACCGUGAGGGGAGAAAUAAACGGGCAACGGAUUGUCCACACUUAGAUAGGAAAUUAUAUGCAAAGGGAUAGUGUAAGAAUUGCUAUCUAAGCAUCUAUCAUAAGGAAAAAAGAAAGAAAAGUGGGGGAAGAAAAUACAAGAAAUCUAACAAAACAAUAUUUAGACAACCAUAAUAGUCCAUUCUAACUUAGUAGUGA
Stylonychia lemnae is the source of this 903-nucleotide messenger RNA. Lineage: Eukaryota; Ciliophora; Spirotrichea; Sporadotrichida; Oxytrichidae. The record is from the annotation of a GenBank genome assembly.